GAGUGAGUGAGAGUGAAAAACUGGAAGCCAAACAACAAGAAGGAGGAGGCCAUGUUGUGAGAAGGAGUGGGUGAGCGAGAGACUGAAACACAAUUCAGACAGUUGGAUGAGGAAGUAGUGAUGGUGAGCACAUGGGUGUGGUUGGUUAGCAGUUACUCCAUCAGCCUUUCAAUAGUGGCAGACAGAGGAAAGCAUCGCAGAUGAUGAGGCUGUGGACAAAUCUCUGGACCAGGGCACCUUACAGAAUGGAUACAAAGAUUCAUUUUGCUUCUUUGACCAUUCUCCUUUUUGUCACGUUAAAUGUGUCAAGAGCUCAGACUCCCACACCCGUGGAUCAAAUGGAGACUGUGAGCAGCAGUACGGCAGGCGCAACGAUGCUCACUGCUCCGACUCCCAAUGGAAGAAGAAUGGACACCAGAGUCACCAGAGAUGUUGUUGCCUCCCUGGGAACUUCCCCUGCUGAACAAACCAUAAACCAGAACACCAGCAACCCAGUUAAAGUCAACACCACCACAUUAGAGACUACACCCUCCACAGUGUCCAGUGAGAGAACAACAAAUUCACAAACAAAGCCCACAUCCACUCCAGCAUCCACAGUGAACUCCACCACAUCCACAGCUAAGAAAACCACCACAAACGGGAGCCAUCAAACAGUUGCCUGGGAUCCAAAGUGGGACCAAGAUUUCAGCUAUGAUUAUAAGUCCCUGCGCAAGGCUGGACUGGGCAUUGCAGCCAUUCUCUUCAUCCUGGGCAUUAUGAUUAUCAGCUGUGGUAAAGUGUGUAAGCCGCCCAAGUGUCGCAAGAAGUCAUCAAAGUCAUAUCAAGUGGCCCAAGGAUAAGGAGAGAGCAUGCGUGCAGUGAUAAUAGUAAAGUGUUGCAGAAAACCAACCUGGAGUUCAUCACAGUCAACACGCAUUUUGUGUGAAUAUGAAUUGAUUGAAUGACUGUAUGCUGCUUAGUAACAAUGUCAUUGAAAAACACUGAAUAAACAGAAAACAUGAAUUCUA
Messenger RNA from Thunnus maccoyii (southern bluefin tuna), 1007 nucleotides. It is a transcript of the gene fxyd5, whose product is annotated as FXYD domain containing ion transport regulator 5. Gene Ontology annotation, biological process: regulation of sodium ion transmembrane transporter activity. Gene Ontology annotation, molecular function: sodium channel regulator activity. The coding region runs from base 201 to 839 and encodes 212 amino acids. The record is from RefSeq and is a predicted model, not a curated record. The transcript is spliced from 10 exons. NCBI's taxonomy places the organism in Eukaryota, Metazoa, Chordata, Actinopteri, Scombriformes, Scombridae. Gene Ontology annotation, cellular component: membrane.